Messenger RNA from Malania oleifera, 625 nucleotides. Its product is annotated as probable steroid-binding protein 3. Gene Ontology annotation, cellular component: membrane; endomembrane system. The record is from RefSeq and is a predicted model, not a curated record. NCBI's taxonomy places the organism in Eukaryota, Viridiplantae, Streptophyta, Magnoliopsida, Santalales, Ximeniaceae. The coding region runs from base 130 to 432 and encodes 100 amino acids. The transcript has a single exon.
UUAGGACAUAUAAACUCUCUUUUUAUAGUAUUUUAUGGAGCUUUCUGAAAAUACUGUUAUGUACUGGUCUUUAUCUUUCUCUCUGUCUCUUUCUGUGCGUUGUUGUGUGCGCGCUUGUGGAGAAAAGAAAUGGAGUUCACGGCCGAUCAGCUGAAGCAAUACGACGGUUCAGAUCCGUCCAAGCCGAUAUACAUGGCGGUUAAGGAGCGCGUCUUUGAUGUCACCAACGGCAGGUCCUUCUACGGUCCCGGUGGCCCCUACGUCAUGUUCGCCGGCAAUAACGCGACUCGAGCUCUAGCCAAGAUGUCCAAGAAUGAAGAAGACAUCUGCGCCUCUCUGGACGGCCUCUCAGAAAAAGAGAUUGGCGUGCUCAACGACUGGGAGAAGAAAUUCGAAGCUAAGUAUCCUGUUGUUGGUCGCUUUGUCUCUUGAUUAUCUAUCUAAUUAUAAUUAUAAUUAUACUUAUAAUUAUUAGCAUGAAUGGGCUUUUAAUGUGUCUGGGUUUUUCUGUGUUUGUUGAAAUUCGAGUUCUAUGUCGAGAAUAAUGUGCUGUGGAUUGUGGGUUGGAUGGGUUGUGUAUGGUUCAGAAAGCAUAAAUGAAUGAACGAUUGGGAGGUUUUAUGAA